Nicotiana tabacum (common tobacco) is the source of this 1023-nucleotide messenger RNA. RefSeq lists its product as uncharacterized. NCBI's taxonomy places the organism in Eukaryota, Viridiplantae, Streptophyta, Magnoliopsida, Solanales, Solanaceae. The record is from RefSeq and is a predicted model, not a curated record.
AUGGCUGGAGAUCAAGCUCCUUUAGAUGAUUCAACCACCGCAAGCUACACAAAUUCACAAACUGCUAUGGAUUCGACCAAUCCGUUAUACAUGCAUCCUUCAGAGAAUGUUGGAUCUAUGCUGGUUCCAUUGGCCUUCGAUGGAUCUGGUUACAGGUCUUGGAAGAGAGGAGUUUUAAGAGCACUAUCUGUGAAGAACAAAACAGGAUUUAUAAAUGAAAAACGUAAAAGGCCAGAUCCAAAUUCCCCCAUGUUCAAUCAAUGGGAAAGAUGUGAUGAUAUGGUUACUUCGUGGAUACUAAAUUCAUUGUCCAAAGAUCUAGAAGAUAGUCUACAAUAUGUGAAAGAUGCUGAAGAACUAUGGCAGGAGCUGGAGGACAGAUAUGAUCAAACGAAUGGAGCUAAAUUAUAUCAAUUACAAAAGAAAAUCAAUGACUUAACUCAGGGAUCACUUGACAUUACUGGAUAUUAUACAAAGAUGAAGAAGUUGUGGGAAGAACUCAGUACUUUGAAUGCUAAUGCACGUUGCACUUGCAACUGUACAUGUGGAGCUAAGGCAAGUAUGCAUAAGGCAAAGCAAGAUAGGAGGCUAAUUCAAUUUCUGACGGGACUAAAUGAGUUAUAUACAAUAGUGAGAGGCAGUAUUCUUAUGAUGAACCCAUUGCCUUCCUUAGCACAAGCCUUUUCCAUCCUCAUUCAAGAAGAAAAGCAAAGGGAGAUGAGGCCACAGAGUCAACUGCUUAUGGAGUCCACAACCUUAAAUGCAGGUAGAGCUGGUAACAACAAUUUCAGGAACACAAAUGGAAAUGGAUAUAACAACUUCAAAAUGAACUAUAAUCAGCAUGCAAAUAACAACACUGGGAGUAGUGUGUUUAGGGGGAGCUACCCUCAGAAUAGAUCUCGUUUGUACUGUGAGUUUUGCAAGAGGCCAGGGCAUUCCAAGGACAAAUGUUACAAGCUACAUGGUUAUCCACAAAACUCACCACAGAGUUCACAGCAGUCCAGAUUCAAUAAAGGCAAAUGA